Messenger RNA from Linum tenue, 3860 nucleotides. NCBI's taxonomy places the organism in Eukaryota, Viridiplantae, Streptophyta, Magnoliopsida, Malpighiales, Linaceae. The record is from the annotation of a GenBank genome assembly.
CCCCUUUUCCUCGCUCGCUGUCUUCGGGUUGCGCUUCCUACUCAGAGACUGCGCGCGGUGCUCUGCUGCUUCAGUGCGGAUUUCCCCAGUCGCCGUCUUCCUUUUGCUCUCCACUCGACGACUUCGGGUGCUUCCGUCGAAACCCUAGCCAUCCUCAACAAUGCAGUGCUCAAUCUCUGGCGACGUGCCGGUGGAGCCCGUCGUGAACGCCAAGUCUGGGCUUCUGUACGAGAAGCGCUUAAUCGAGAGGUUCAUUGAUGAUACUGGUAAAUGCCCAAUUACAGGGGAAACUCUUACAACAGAUGACUUAGUACCGAUCAAAAUGGGCAAGAUUGUGAAGCCCAGAACUGUUCAGACAGCUAGCAUUCCUGGAAUGCUAGGCAUGUUUCAGAAUGAAUGGGAUGGACUCAUGUUGUCCAAUUUUGCUUUGGAACAACAACUACAUACUGCACGUCAGGAGCUCAGUCAUGCACUCUACCAGCACGAUGCAGCUUGCCGUGUAAUUGCAAGACUUAAAAAGGAAAGGGAUGAAGCAAGAGCGUUGCUUUCACAGUCGGAUAGACAGAUUCCUAUGUCGGCCGCAGCAGCUGGUGCAGCUAACGCUUCUGCUGUUGCUAAUGGAAAAAGAGCAGCGGAGGAUGAUGAUUUGGCCCCUCCUGGAAAGAAGCUUCGCCCAGGAAUUUCAACUGACAUAAUUACCGAGCUAACUGAAUGUAACGCUGCCCUUUCACAGCAACGUAAAAGGCGACAGAUUCCUGCAACCUUGGCGUCUAUUGAAGAUUUGGGGAGAUACACCCAACUUUCCAGUCAUCCACUUCACAAGACUAACAAGCCAGGAGUCACAUCUAUUGACAUCCAGUAUUCAAAGGACAUUAUAGCCACUGGAGGAGUUGAUUCCACUGCUGUAAUCUUCGAUCGCUCAUCAGGACAGAUCCGAUCAACCCUUAGUGGCCACUCUAAGAAGGUUACUAGUGUAAACUUUGUAGCUGAUGGUGGGACGUUCUUGACAGGAUCGGCCGAUAAGACUGUUCGUAUAUGGCAAGAAUCUGAAGAUGGGAACUAUGAUUGCCGACACAUUUUGAAGGAUCAUACUGCCGAGGUUCAAGCUGUCACUGUCCAUGCCACUAAUAACUACUUUGUGACUGCCUCUCUUGACAAUACAUGGUGCUUCUAUGAUCUUUCCUCAGGUUCAUGCUUAGCACAGGUUGCUGCCGACACAGACAGUUCGAAUCCUGUAGGGUACACAGCUGCUGCCUUCCAUCCUGAUGGUCUAAUUCUUGGAACUGGCACCUCUGAAGCUAUUGUCAAAAUUUGGGAUGUUAAAAGCCAGGCCAAUGUUGCCAAAUUUGAAGGGCAUGUCGGGCCAGUAACUGCCAUAUCUUUCUCCGAAAACGGUUACUUCCUUGCUACUGCUGCACAUGAUAGUGUUAAGCUUUGGGAUUUGCGCAAAUUGAAGAACUUCCGGACUCUCAAUCUUUAUGACGGAGAUGCACCAACCAACUCCGUGGUAUUUGACCACAGUGGCUCUUACUUGGGAGUUGCGGGCUCAGACAUAAGAGUCUUCCAAGUAGCUAGUGUGAAAGCAGACUGGAACUGCAUCAAAACUCUUCCUGAUUUAUCCGGAACAGGGAAAGCAACAUGUGUGAGAUUUGGUCCAGAUGCGAAAUACCUUGCUGUAGGAUCAAUGGAUCGAAACCUCCGAAUAUUUGGGCUGCCUGAGGAAGAUGUUGAACCACCACAGCCAGAGUCUUAAGGGCCAACUCAUCAGAGAGAGAAUCAAGCCAGCCAAUCUUUUUGGCUUUCAGGAGCAUUGUUACAUUUUUGCUUCCACUGGGGGUCUGAGGAAAUUUUCAGUAAUGGAGCGGCAGAGCAAACGGUGGAAUCUUAAGUGUUUCAGUAUUAGGUGUGGUUUCUUUAGCCUCCAAGAAAGAUCGUCGGACGCAUUAGUGAGUUCGUUGUAGAACAUUGAGGUGGAAGAGUCACUGGAACACUGGUUGGUACAGCUAAUGAGAGUUCGAUUUGUAUGGUGCCUCGUAUUUUGCAGAUGACGAUACUCUGUUCUUUUUGGUUGCAAGAGAAAAAUUCUCCAGACGUUUCACUAUUGUAGUUACUUCGGUUUUUUCAUCUAUUUCUUGGGCAUUAGUAUGGUUCUAUACUCGUCUUAACUAUGUGUUGGUUAAAUUAGAUUCUUUUUCUAGACAUCAUUUUUCGUCCUAAAUCCGAGUAGGUGAAGGAUUAUUGCUCCUACUCAACAUCUUGAAAUAUAAUUUUCAACUCCAGAAUCGGAACUGCAAUUAGUGCUUACCAUGACCAUAUGUAUAUUACCUACUGAAUCUAAAACUAGAACAGAGCUGAGGAAUGAAGAUCUUCCUUUCCCUACUCUAUAAGCUAGUCUUCUUGCUUGAUAGCUUCCUAACAAUAAGCAAUUUUAACAAGGAAUUUCACAGCAAUAUCAACCCUGAAAGAAUAAAGAAUACAUGAUCAUAUCACACUCUUCCAAUCAAUUCUCUUGCUUGUGUCGCUGUGCCCUUCAGUAUUUUGAUGAGUAUGCAAAUCCCCAAAGCUCGACAUGCUUUAACUCGAAAUCUGAAUCAUGGGCCAAACAUAAGUUCCCAAAUGUUUCGCAGGGGCCACUAGUUCCGUGCAACAGGUCUCCAUCCAAUCGUAAAGCGAAGUUGCCACCGCCACCAAGUGCUAGCAAGUCAUCCAAACACAAGUAAUAAUAUCGGUUGGCACCAGUUGGUCGAAAUAGCCUUGGUUCACCAUAUAUGGUAAAGAAUAGAGAGAAGAAAAAAGUUCACUUGAUAUUUUCUCUUGGAAGUGGCUUGCAGUGGGCAGUCCAGAAGUCCACCAAACACAGCACCUUGUCUAUCUCCAGUAAUCAGUAAACACGGGCCAGGAAUGUCAGCACUCUUCCGAAUGAGUGUGCGAAGAGAUAUGCCAUGCUUCAUCUUACCUAUAUAGCAAAACCCAGUCAUUCCCUUUCACCAUGUUAGGGAGCGACGACAUCAGGAACUCAUACAAGUCUGAUGAUAUAAACGCAGACCCAUCUUUCAGAUAUGGUGUCCUCGGAGUGCUCUGCUGCUCACAUGCUUCUUCAAAUACAUCACUGUCACUGCUGCUGGUUUGAGAAGAAUAAUCCUCAUUUUCAUCACGAAAUAUGGCUGCUUGACGUUCACCAGCUUUCUGGCACUCGUGAUAUCUCGGUUCCUCUUCAUGGUCAAAUUCUCUACCUCUCCAUCUUACUCGAAGUGAAGGAGCAGGUGCUAACUCGACUUUCUGGUCCUUACCAUUUUCCGACGUAGACUUCCCAAAGCCCAAGGAAGGAACGACGGAUGAAAAAUAUGAAGAAUAUGACUUUUCACCUUGACUAGCUGUCCUACCCUACAAAUUCAAGAAAAGGGGGUUAUGAACAGAAUUACCUGAGAACUAUGAGAAGGGGAAUUGGGCGAAUCGGCAAAUAAGCGAGACAGCUGAUUGGAGACCUUCUCCUUCAAUGCGAUCAUCUUCUUUCGUUCCCUCCAACGAAUCAACCGAAGUUUAGCAGGUAAAGAUCAUCACCCUUCUCCAAAAGUUGGGAAAGGAAAAACUCUUUGCGGAAAGCCAAACAGCAAACGUAAAGUCUGCAACUUUCCGCGUCGAAUGCGAUGUGUGAGCUGCCGGGCCUUGUGGGUCUCAAUCUGAAGGAAUCCGGAGGGCAAAAGUUUCGUCGGUGGAGACGGGAUGUUUACGUAAGAGAGGUAAAAAGGAAGAGACCAAAGACAGCACUGCAGCAAUUCAGCCGAACUUGUAAGAGAAAACCAUAAUGGUAUUUUCGAUUUAGAAUUACACGUUAUUGUUCUUGUCAUUAGAUUUUUUUU